AUGGUUGUUGCUAUUUGCUCAAAAGGUCUAUCAUUUCUAAAAGACUCAUGCAAAGAUAUACUGUAGGCUUUUGAAAGAUAUAAAGAUAAAAUUACAAUAGUGAUUAAUUUGUUAGACUUUUUUGAUGGUGAUGAAAAAGAGAAUAUGAAGAAUAAUAUAAUCUAAUAUUUUCAAAUAAUUGGAAUAUAAUCUUUUAUUUUUGCUUUAAAAUAAGAUUCUGGAGAACGACUUUGCAAAUUAUUUGACUAAGAGAUUAAAUAUUCUUAACCAUAAAAAAUCAAAUUUACAGAAACUGAAAUGCUUGCCUUAAUAAAAUGUGAUGAUUUAGAAUAAUUUGAAGAACCGUUGGUGGCACAAAUAUACUAAAGCUCUGACACUUUUUGGUAAUUGAGAGAAAUGACAAUAAAUAAUUAAAAUUAAGAUAAAUUUUUAAUGGUGCUUAAAUAACUAAUAAAGAAUGUAAUAGAGGAAUUCUAAAAUAAAUUUAAUAAGCUAGAUAUUCUUCAUAAAAAAGAAGAUUAACAGGCAAUUUUAUAUUAACAUUGUAAAUUCAUUUUAAUUGAUUAUCUGAAUUGCAAAAUUGCUCAUUAGAAGGAACAUAAAAUUGAGUUGUAGAAUUUUAUAGAGAAUGAAUUAAGACCUUUUGAUAAAAAGUUUGAAUAAGGGUUGAAAAUUUGCAUAUAGAAAAUUAGGGAUGAAGCUAAAAAGAAAAAGAUCAAUUAUUUAUGA
This is a messenger RNA of Paramecium tetraurelia, 729 nucleotides long. RefSeq lists its product as uncharacterized. NCBI's taxonomy places the organism in Eukaryota, Ciliophora, Oligohymenophorea, Peniculida, Parameciidae. The transcript is spliced from 2 exons. The record is from RefSeq and is a predicted model, not a curated record.